This is a messenger RNA of Fusarium odoratissimum NRRL 54006, 744 nucleotides long. RefSeq lists its product as uncharacterized. Lineage: Eukaryota; Fungi; Ascomycota; Sordariomycetes; Hypocreales; Nectriaceae. The record is from RefSeq and is a predicted model, not a curated record. The transcript is spliced from 3 exons. Bases 1 to 744 code for a protein of 247 amino acids.
AUGGCCGAACCACCCACCGUUCCCCCGGGUAGAAAGGAAUCCUGCGGCUACUACACCGGCCUUCCAGACUGUCCAACUCUUGUUGGGCGAUCUACCACGGUAUACGACAAUGAAGUCUACGAAAAGUUACUUGAUCCUGUUGAAAAGCAUGCUGUUGUUCCGCUGUGGAAUGACUCUGCAGGCCCACUGCGUCGCAAGAUUCUUGAAGCUGUGAAGGGUGUCGACUGGAACGCCAUCGACAUCCUCCGAUGCGGUUCCACAUCUUUGGGUCAUUGUCACCUAGCGGUAGCCCUCAAAUGCCGCCACGUUCUGCGGGAGCACGGCAUUCACGAUGUCAAAGUCGAAAUCAAAGAGUCUAGAAUCACGCAAUGUUGCUCGAGUGAUCAAGACCAAACAGAAAGCGAUCGUUCAACAGCCAAACUUAAGCCGCGUAUUCCGACUCAUAAGGAGGAGAGCUUCGGAAGGCACAAUAUCCAACUCUCUGAGUUCCAAGAGACCAAGAUUGCCUCCUCUCAAUUUCCAACUCCUGAAGGCACCAAAGGUCUAUACUUGCGGGUCCGAAAUACCGAAACCGUUGUUGCUUUGACCUGUCGACAUGUCAUCUUCGGACAUGAGGAAGAGAACGUCGACUCCUGUCGCGACACUAAUAACACCCGAAGUGUUCUUCAACCUGGGCACAGGACGUAUCAAGACACGAAGGAAAAUCUACACGAAGCCAUCAGCUGGAUAAACCCUUCGCUCUGA